CGGUGGGCUGUCGGCCCACUUCUUCAGGUGUCUCUCCGAAUCUCUCGGUCUAUAAUCAUGUCUGCUGCGCAAAAGUGCGCGAGCAGAGGUAAGAUUUUGUUGCCCUCGCGAUGACCCUUGGAGACCAUCUAGGAAUGUAACGGCCUUCCUCCCCGUACUGUGCUAGCGACUACUACCCAGAAACCACAACGCCCAGCAAUGGCCCUCGGUAUCCUCGAGCCCGCAGUGGAACAUGUCCCCGGCACUGUCUAUGUCUAUGAGGCGGACCAGCGUCAGGCUGAACUGCUGGAGGCUGCCCAUAACUUGAAGAGGGACAAGGAAGGACGUAGGAUUCUGGUGCCACAACCUUCGAACGAUCCGAACGAUCCCUUGAAUUGGCCGCUCUGGCAGAGGGACUUCAUCCUCGGGAUUCUAUGUUUUGUGUCCUGUCUCGCGACGACGGCAUCUCCUCUUCUCGCCGCUGAUUCAGUCACUCUUGCGAUAGACUUUGGACGCACCUUUCAGGACGCCGCGCUCCUCACAGCCUACCAUCUCUGUGGCGUUGGUGUAGCGGGAUGGCUUUUUGUGGCAUCGGCAAGAGUCUGGGGCAAGAGACAUCUUUUCCUCUUCGGAGCCCUCUUGAUGGUCGCUACCUCUGCGUGGGGCGGUUCAACACAUCACAAGCGCAACUAUGCCAGUAUGCUGUGGAGCAGAAUAUUCCAAGGAGUGGCGCUGGCACCUUUUGAGACGCUGGUCAAUGCCUGCGUGGGCGACUUGUACUUUGUGCAUGAGCGUGGGCCCAGAAUGGCCGUCACCAAUACCUGUCUGUUCGGAGGCGCAUUCCUAACCCCGGUGUUCGUCGGCAUGAUCGCUACGAAUAUGGGUUGGCAGUGGAGUUUCUACUUUCUGGCCAUUUUCAUGGCGCCGGGCUUUCUGCUGCUGUUCUUUUUCGUGCCUGAGACCGCCUACCGACGCGUGCAUUCUCUUGACCUCGAUCUCCUUGCUCAAGACUCGUCGAACGAGUCGCUGGCUCACACACGCCUCUCUGGGACUGAGGAUAUGGAGCACAAAUGCUCGCCCUCGAUGAGUGUCUCGGAGACUCCUCCACCGAAAACAUCAUGGGCCAGGAGCUUGCUUCCCUUCAACGGGCGUAAGACCGAUGAGUCAUUCAUCAAAUUGCUACUACGACCUUUUCCGCUGUUUUUGCAUCCCGCAGUUGCGUGGGCAUGUUUGAUACAAGGUGUGAUCAUUGGUUGGACAGUCAUGGUCGGGGUCAUCCUUUCACUGAUCUUUCUGGGGCCGCCUCUUUUCUUCCAUGAAGAUCAAGCUGGUAAGAUGUACACCAGCGCAUUCAUCGGGAGCAUGCUCGGCCUUGUCUUGGCUGGCACCUACAGCGAGUUCACGACCAAUUUGAUGAUCCGACUAAAUAAGGGAAAGUACGAACCUGAGUAUCGCAUUCUGCUGGUAAUACCGACGCUCAUCUUCUCGGCAAUUGGGCUCUACGGCUUUGGGAUCACAGCACAGGACGUCAAACGCUACGGUUGGAUUGUUCCCGAGGUUUUUCUCGCCUUCAUCAUCAUGAGUAUGGUUAUGGGCGCGAUCGCUUCGGCCCAGUAUCUUCUUGAUGCACACCGUGAAAUCGCGGUGGAAGCCUUUACGAAUCUGAUGAUGUUCAAGAAUUUCUUUUCGUUCAUCUUGGCCUAUCACGCCUACAAUUGGGUGUUCGCCAUUCGGAUCAAGCCUCUGUUUAUUAUCUUCGGCAGCAUUGAAAUCGCCAUCUGUCUGCUGAGCAUUCCGAUGUAUAUUUACGGCAAGAAGAGUCGGGAAUUCUUCCAUCGGCACGAUCUUCUCGCCAUGGCGAAGUUGAGGUGACAGUCCUCUUAUAGUUACUACCAGAGAUAAUGAUAGAUGAUAGAAAUCGAUGUUGUGAUGAACACAUAAUAUUUUACCA
This is a messenger RNA of Exophiala dermatitidis NIH/UT8656, 1930 nucleotides long. RefSeq names its product serine/threonine kinase 16. The transcript has 3 exons. Bases 199 to 1851 code for a protein of 550 amino acids. NCBI's taxonomy places the organism in Eukaryota, Fungi, Ascomycota, Eurotiomycetes, Chaetothyriales, Herpotrichiellaceae. Gene Ontology annotation, molecular function: transmembrane transporter activity. The record is from RefSeq and is a predicted model, not a curated record. Gene Ontology annotation, biological process: transmembrane transport.